AUGGAGCUCACGACGGGGCCGGAGCGCAUUUUUAAGCUGUGCGUGGCCGAUGAGUCAGCCAGGUUCCAGGCUGCCGGCACGAUUCGCAGUGAGCUUGACGCGGCCGACGGUUUCAUUCACCUCUCCGACCGCACGUCUGCGCCAGUGGUCGCCGGCCUGUUCUUCUCCACCGCGAAGGACCUCAGGCUCAUCGAGCUGGCGUCGUCGAAGCUCGCACCGUUGUCGUGGGUAGUGGGCAAGAUGGGCGAUGCGGCGCCCACGCCAGCCGAGGGAGAGCUUGCGAUACACUACCUCAUUCCGGAGGGAUGCGUGCACGUGUUCGGCGCUGGUGGCGUUCCGACGAGCGCCAUCGUGCGAGAGGAGGCCGUGCCGCUCGGGGCGGACGGCAAGCACGUCUUUCCUGACUGGCUUUAGAGAUUGGUAUCUGUGGUCCGUGUUCUUCUUUCCUGAACCAUCACUUCACCCGGAGAUCACCGCUGUGCGGCGGCUCUGGCCGUUGUGGCCUUCGGCCGGUGUCUCUUAGAGUCGACAGCGCAAUACACACAGGAGCUGUACAGGCGAAUUUGAUAGUUUGCUGACGAAAUGGAAAGGCUAUAUGA
Molecule: messenger RNA, 599 nt
Organism: Emiliania huxleyi CCMP1516
Lineage: Eukaryota; Haptophyta; Isochrysidales; Noelaerhabdaceae
Exons: 1
Coding region: 1-414 (137 amino acids)
Source: RefSeq, a predicted model, not a curated record